Molecule: messenger RNA, 1059 nt
Organism: Solanum dulcamara
Lineage: Eukaryota; Viridiplantae; Streptophyta; Magnoliopsida; Solanales; Solanaceae
Product: probable pectinesterase/pectinesterase inhibitor 12
Exons: 3
Coding region: 1-1059 (352 amino acids)
Biological process (GO): cell wall modification
Molecular function (GO): pectinesterase inhibitor activity; pectinesterase activity
Source: RefSeq, a predicted model, not a curated record
AUGACACUUGGUUUAUUAGCUUUAUUAUCAACACUAUUUUGGGGUUUACAGAGCCACUCUUCUUCUCCUCCUCCUCCUUCGACUUUCGAUGAUAUAGUUGCUCUUCCUCCUCCUCCUUCGCCUUCGGCUUUUGAUGCUAUAGUUGCACUAGAUGGAAGUGGAAAUUUCAUGUCCAUAACAGAGGCAUUACAAGCAGCUCCAAAUAACAGUGAAAGGAGAUACAACAUACAGAUUAAAGAAGGGAUAUAUAAUGAAUAUGUUUUUGUUCAUAAAGAUAAGACUAAUAUAACAUUCAUUGGUGAAGGAAUAGACCGUACCAUUAUAACUGGAUGUAAAAGCAAUGGCACUGGAUUCAAAACAAAUGAGACUGCAACUGUAGAUAUACAUGGCCAUGGCUUCAUAGCACAAGACAUCACAAUCCAAAAUAAUGCUGGAGCAUCGAUGCACCAAGCAGUUGCGGCGAGUAUUUCAGCUGACCACGUCGCGUUUUAUCGAUGCAAGUUCGAUGGUUAUCAAGAUACACUUUACACAAAAAAAGGUGUACAAUUUUUCAGAGAUUGUGAAGUCUAUGGUACGGUGGACUUCAUAUUUGGUAACGCAAAAGUCAUUUUUCAAAAUUGUAGUAUAUAUGCUAGAAAACCUGAAGAUAUUCAAAAUGAAGUGACUAUAACUGCCCAAGGAAGAAAACACAAACAUGAAGAUACUGCUAUUGUCCUCCAAGGCUGCACGAUACAUGUUGAACAAGAUUUACGCGAGCGUGAACCAAAGGUACGAGUGUUCCUUGGAAGAUCUUGGAAGAAUCACUCGCGGGCGAUUGUGAUGUCAAGUUACCUAGAUGAGUUUAUUGAUCCAGAAGGUUGGGUUGAAUGGAAUGGAAACAAAGAAGAUAUAUAUUUUGGUGAGUAUAAUAACAUAGGACCAGGAGCUAACUUAGAAGGAAGAGUGAAGUGGGAAAAAAUACUUUCACAGUAUGAUGCUUCUAAUUUUACUGUUAGAAAUUUUCUUCAUGGAGAUGAAUGGAUCCCCAAUGAAAUCCCAACCGUACUUGAUCUACUUUGA